This is a messenger RNA of Micropterus salmoides (largemouth bass), 2411 nucleotides long. Its product is annotated as mannose-P-dolichol utilization defect 1 protein-like. Gene Ontology annotation, biological process: oligosaccharide biosynthetic process. The coding region runs from base 135 to 857 and encodes 240 amino acids. The transcript has 7 exons. The record is from RefSeq and is a predicted model, not a curated record. Lineage: Eukaryota; Metazoa; Chordata; Actinopteri; Centrarchiformes; Centrarchidae.
CUUCCGGACACGUUUACCCUCAGAGAUAACAGCUGGACGGACAGACGGGGUCUACACUCCGCUGUAAAUAUUGGGGAUCCUUUGGACCACUCCCCCUGUUACUGAGCAGUACUCCUGGCUGCAGCUGAUCCACGAUGGCCACGUCUCCUGUCAAACACUUCCUGGUUACCUAUUUAAUGCCAGAAAAAUGUUAUGAGGAGAUUUGCGUCAACUUUCACUUGCACGUGCCUUGCCUAAAGUUUGUGCUGAACAGAACUGUCGGAGUUUGGAUCAUUCUGGACACUUUCUUGUCACAGCUACCUCAGCUGUUGAAGAUACUGUGGAGAGGAAGUGCAGUUGGCCUGAGUCUGACUUCCGCUCUGCUGCAGCUUUAUGCCCUCUCAUGUCCUGUUGUGUACGCAAUGGCCAACAACUUCCCUCUCUUUGCUUGGGGUGAGAGGCUCUUCACGUUGGCCCAGACAGCAGCGAUUGUCUUCCUAAUCCUGCAUUAUCGUGGUGAUUCUCUCAAAGGGAUGUUGUUCCUCUUGGCCUACGGUGGUGUGAUGUUCCUUCUGGGCUCCUAUGCAGCUGCAGGAGUCGGCUCAGUGAUGCAGUCCACAAGUUUGGCAGCUUUAAUAGCAAGCAAGGGUCUCCAGGCUGGAACUAACUACUGCAAUGGUUGCACAGGGCAACUGUCCACUCUGUCUGUGUUACUAUCAUGGAUAGGGUCUCUGGGUGUCUGGUUUGUGUCUCUACAGGAGACGGGAUGCUCAUUUGCUGCUCUGUCACACAUACUGUCAGUCUGUUUCAGCGGUGUCCUCCUGGCCCAAGUCUUCUGCUACAGGAGCAGCACCACCACCACUAAAAAGGAAGACUGAUUCUGUGCCAGAUGUUGGCAUAUCAAUAACUGCGCGGUGCAGAAGUAGCAGUAAAUGUUUACCGGGUAUUUUCAUACAAAUAUAUCUGUGCUGCAGAGUCAUGUGCUCUGUGUCUGUGUAAAUGAAAACUCUUAUUGUCUUAAAUUUGGUAUCUGCAGUUAGUUUCCCAUUAUUGUAGGAAAAUAUGUUGUCGCCCCCUAGUGAGUUAAAUAAAAACUACACACCUGGGUAAUAUUUUUUAAUAGCAUCUGCAGGUGACCUUCAAAAUAAACUUUGCGUUUUUAGGUGUAUUUAAAGUCACCUGGUGGCUAGUUUGUCAUACCAUUUUGAAAUUUUUGGUUCACUAAACUGCUUUCAAGUACAAGUACACACUGAUCAUUUAAAUCUAGUUACAGGAACAGUAAGGAGUCAUUUCUAAUACACAUUCGUGGUUUUAAACUGGGGAAGAAGUGCAAUCACGCGGCAGACACGAGUGAGCACAUAGGCUUUUCCCCGAUUAGUUCCUCCUCUGUGUCCUCUGCAGAUGAUUCAUGUCAGGGCAGAUUUACUGUUGACACUGCUGACUGGGAAAAUGUUCAUUUAAUAAUAAUAAUGGUAAUUCCAUUUAGACUAAUUGUGUGGUAACCUCUGUUUUUUUCUAUUUGACAUCACAUACUGAUUCAUUAUUUCUCUUAUAUCCCUUUAAAGAUAUUUGUGACUACAUUUUGUUAAAAAAAAACCUGUUGCUGUCCAUGUUUUUUAUUUUAUUUUUAUAUUUUUAUUCAUUGAGGCUCACUGAGCAUGACCUGCCCAAUGGCUCGUUUCCUACUUGCACAGAAAUUUACACACAAACAUUUACACCUGGGAGCUGCCCAUUGCUGCACUGGAGCAGCUGGAGUGAAGGGAUAGGGCUGGAGGUUGUUUUUUUUUUUUUUAGAGAUGAUUGUUAGUCAGUCAUUUCUCUGUUCUGUCAGUCUGAGAGAUUGAACGCCAUCAACCUUGAAGUCACAAAAAGGGCAGUAGAGUACUAUGGAAGCUACAGUAAAUCAUGUCAAAGACGAUGAAUAAAAUAAGAUUUUUUUUACGUACAUGUUAGAAUUGGAAAAUACUAAAACCAUUAAUGUUUAAUUUCUUCCUAAGGACCAGUUUUGUGUGUAAGAACGCGACUGGCUUCUGAGCUUCAAGCCAGCCACCGUGGACAAAAUGUCCAGUGUUCCUCCGUAACACUCCACAAAUUGACAGGAGCUCUUGUCAAAACACACUGAAGUCCCAAUGGCAGCACAUGUAAUACCAGUGACUGCUCACCAGCUACAAUACUUUUUUUAGGUGUUACUUUUCAACAUGCUGUGUUAUACGCUCAUAUUUUAUGAGCUGUACUGUGGACUGAAUUUAAUGAUACUGUGAUCAUUGUCUCUGUACAGUCAGUAAUAAAAAACAAUGUUGCAACAGAAUAGUCAUUUGUGAAAACAUGUAGAGUUAACAGAGCUGUCGCCUUCAGUCACCUUUGUGUCAGGCGCAUUCAAACGUUAUCUGUGUGUACAUAAAAUACAUUUCCCUCUGGGUGUCAUGUCACAA